AUGAAUAAAGAAUCAUAUCAAGGUCCACAAGGAGGUCCACCACCUCCUCCAGGUCCUGUAAAUCAAGCAACACCAAGAGCAAGCGAUAAUGCCGCAAAAAUGUUAUAUAAUUGUGCAGAUUGUGGAGCAGAAAAUGAAAUAAGACCAAAAGAACCUUUACGUUGUAAGGAAUGUGGACAUAGAAUUAUGUAUAAACAACGAACAAAAAAGACUCGUUAA
This is a messenger RNA of Funneliformis geosporum, 219 nucleotides long. NCBI's taxonomy places the organism in Eukaryota, Fungi, Glomeromycota, Glomeromycetes, Glomerales, Glomeraceae. The record is from the annotation of a GenBank genome assembly.